AUGUCCGACAUCCUAGAGAUCGAAAAUUCCAACGGACUGAAGUUCGGAGAUUCACAAGUGCAGGCUCGAUUCGAGCUUGGCGUAUGCAUGGCCUUGUAUAACUGGACUGACCUCACCACAGCAGUUGAUAACAGCUGGGGAGGAUCUGACUCAGAGGAAAAGCGAGAGUGGCUCGUGGGGAACAUAGUCGAACUGUUUGAGGAAUCAACAGUACUCGACGCGCUCGACAUUCAAACUAGACUAUCCCAGGUCAUGGAAGACGAAUUCGAUACAGUCGUGGACGACGACAGUGAUUUCACAACUGCACAAUUGUUGAUUCAAAUCUGGAUGGAAUGUUCACAGGGCAUAUUCUCUACGGUCGAAAACCAGUACAACAAAUAUGAGAAGAGCAAGAACACAAAGACCAGCGUGAAGGUCGACGACCAGACUACCGGUGGUGAUAGCGAAGACGAGGAGGACCAUGCACCGGACCUUGUGGACGGGGAUUCUGAGAUGGCAGAUUUGGGUACAAAAGAGAAACAGGGCCCUGUAAUCGAUGAUGACGGAUUCGAAGUUGUCCAGCGAAAAGGACGCCGAUAA
Molecule: messenger RNA, 579 nt
Organism: Yarrowia lipolytica CLIB122
Lineage: Eukaryota; Fungi; Ascomycota; Dipodascomycetes; Dipodascales
Biological process (GO): maturation of SSU-rRNA from tricistronic rRNA transcript (SSU-rRNA, 5.8S rRNA, LSU-rRNA)
Cellular component (GO): nucleus
Source: RefSeq, a predicted model, not a curated record